AAUUCUAAGUCUUAUGUAAACAAUCGGCUGCAGUCAUGGUGAUAAAACACCAAAGCCGAUGUGGUCGUCGGCAGUUAUUAUUUUACACAAUUCCGAACAUGAAGCCGUUUCCUGUGUUCCAAGUAUUGCUAAUCAUUUUGAUAUUCAAACGAAGCAUCGUUUCCGCACAAAUUUGGUCUUAUGCUCCUCGCCCCUGUAGCGGAAUCGCGAAUGGUAUUGUUUCAGAUCCCACCGACUGCCGAAAAUACUACGUAUGCAGCGAUUCGAAAGCCACUCAAAAUACGUGUCCACCAGAAUUUGUGUUUCAACCGAACGUUUCUUUCUGCGAAGAACGAUUUCAGUUCCAAAGUUUGACGAUCCAGGAUUCCUCUCGGUCGGAUUCUGUGUCCAAAUUGAGCCUUCGUCCUUCCGUUGAACAGCUGUCAUGUCCGUGCUUUUCGUGUCCCGCAAGUUCUGUUUACCGACCAAGUGUAUCUCUCUGCGUUCCUAGGACGCAGUAUCGCUGUCCGAACAUAGAAACGAUUCCGUCAACGACAGCUAGACCGGAUACUACAUCGCUUUCCAAUCCCAGCACGGAACAACCAUCGACACCACCCGAGUGUCCGGAAACACCAUGGGAAACGUUUUUCUGCCGAAAUCACAUUUCCGCUUUUAUCGGAAACCCAUUCAACUGCACCCAGUACAUAAACUGUGAAAGUUCGCCGCCUCGAAACCAAGAAUGUGCUCCGAAUCGAGUUUUUAAUCUGCGCCUCCAGGACUGCAUCCCUGGGAAUACGCGAACCUGCGCGAUUGAUUCAGUGGAGCCAAACUUUUGCAACGAUAGGCCCAACGGCAACUACCCACAUCCGUUUGAGUGCAACCGUUUCGUUACCUGUUUUCGUGGAGAGCUUCGGGUGGAAACCUGUCCUCGCUUUUAUUUGUUUGACAGCGUAGCGCAGAGAUGCACCAAGGGCGAUGUGAUUCAGUGUUCUUCACUGGUCAGAUGAUGCAGAUAAAUUCAGUUGGGUUUAUUAAAUGAAGAAUAAAAUUAUUCUUUUAUUACAUAAAUCAAUACAGUUCAACUAGUUAAAUCUAAUAAUAAAUUUGUUUAGUUUUGAAAACUUUAGAAAUAUUUUUAAUUUGUUAGUUUCGAAAAUAUAGAUGUAGUUUAACACUUUAACACGAUCUAAUUUAAAAAUAGUUUUAGCCACAUGGGUUAGCACAAUUUCGACAGUUAAUCCAGCAAAAGGUUAGUGGUCACCGUAGUUGAAUUGUAGGUGUGACCCUAAUACUGCAGGAUCAGAAAACAUUUUUCAUAUAUAAAUCCACGUUUUAAAAAAAUAAAAUU
Topomyia yanbarensis is the source of this 1327-nucleotide messenger RNA. RefSeq lists its product as uncharacterized. NCBI's taxonomy places the organism in Eukaryota, Metazoa, Arthropoda, Insecta, Diptera, Culicidae. Gene Ontology annotation, cellular component: extracellular region. Gene Ontology annotation, molecular function: chitin binding. The record is from RefSeq and is a predicted model, not a curated record. The transcript has a single exon. Bases 36 to 986 code for a protein of 316 amino acids.